AUGCAUGUCUUCACCUACCUUCUGGGUACUGCCCUUGCUAUGGCCUUGGCCGUCUCCUCUACGGGCAUUAUCAUUCCUCUAUAUGUCUGGCCUACAGACGACAGCACCUGGAGCCCUGUUUAUGAGGCCGUCUUAGCGCACCCAAAUAUUGGCUUCCAAGUCAUCAUAAACCCUGAUAGUGGUCCAGGGAAUACAACUUACCCCGAUGGCAACCUCAUCACUGGAGUCUCAAAGUUGAACAGCUAUAAUAACGUCCAAGUCAUCGGCUACAUAGCGACCAACUAUGCGGAACGCGAACAAGCGAAGGUUGAGAGCCAGAUUGCUAUCUACAGCGGAUGGUCUUCUUACACAGCGAAGAACAUUUCAGUCUGCGGGAUCUUCUUCGAUGAAGCUCCACGCACGAACGACAACACCAAAAUAUCCUAUAUGCAAAGCAUAUCAGCCACAGCCAAAGGUAGAAAUCUGAAUACGAUUGUAUUCAACCCCGGUACCACCCUAGAAACAGGGUCCGCAAGUGAAUAUUUCAAAGCGGCAGAUCUAAUUAUCGAGUUUGAGAAGCCGUACUCUGAAUGGACGUCCGCUAUCCCAGCGAAUGAACUUUCUUCCAGUGAGAGCUACAAAAAAGAUGCUAUCAUUCUCCAUAGUGCACCUCCGACUGCGGAUUACAAGGCCGUUGUGCAAGAGGCGCAGAGCAUGGGAUUGGGUGCUCUGUACUUAACAGGUAGUGAUAACUACAUGUCUAUCGAUACUGUGCCGCAGCUUGCCGCCUCUUUUGUCCAAUAA
Penicillium subrubescens is the source of this 783-nucleotide messenger RNA. RefSeq names its product spherulation-specific family 4 protein. The record is from RefSeq and is a predicted model, not a curated record. Bases 1 to 783 code for a protein of 260 amino acids. The transcript has 2 exons. Lineage: Eukaryota; Fungi; Ascomycota; Eurotiomycetes; Eurotiales; Aspergillaceae.